This is a messenger RNA of Punica granatum (pomegranate), 1794 nucleotides long. The record is from RefSeq and is a predicted model, not a curated record. NCBI's taxonomy places the organism in Eukaryota, Viridiplantae, Streptophyta, Magnoliopsida, Myrtales, Lythraceae.
CCAGAAAGAGUUGAGCGCAGAAUUCGAAGCUUAAGGAAAGCCCCUCCCUCCCUCUCUCUCUCUCUCUCUCUCGUCCAUUGUUCUCUUCUUUCUCCUCCCUCCUCUGCUCCCUAUGCUCCGCUAGGGUUUCUCUGUCACUCCACUCGCUCUGUCCCUCCCUUCGUCUGCUGCUCGCAUUGCGGGACCGUUGGAUGUCAUAGAAGAGUGCGGUGCAGGAUGGACUCGCCGGACGCAGAGUACCGGAGAAAGGAGCGCACCGCGCUGGCGAUUAUCAUCGUCAUGGCCUCCCUCGCCCUGGCCUCCCUGCUCGUGGCCUUCAGCUACUACUGCUACAUCCGGAACAAGGUCUCCAAGCGUCACCACAAGCACCAUCACCAUCACCAGCACCAGCACCAGCACCAGACUAAAGGGUUUGAUCAUGAGGAGAAGGGUUUGAUCCAAGUUACUUCUGAGAAAGGACUUCAGGUCUUCUCCUUUAAGCAGCUGCAUUCAGCAACUGGGGGUUUCAGCAAGUCAAAUGUAGUUGGACAUGGUGGCUUUGGUUCGGUUUACAGAGGAGUGCUUAGCGAUGGCAGAAAAGUUGCUGUUAAGUUGAUGGAUCAGGCAGGGAAGCAAGGAGAGGAGGAAUUUCAAGUAGAGGUGGAGUUGCUGAGUAGGCUGCGCUCUCCAUACUUGCUGGCUUUGCUUGGUUAUUGUUCUGAUAGUAAUCACAAACUGCUAGUGUAUGAGUUCAUGGCAAAUGGCGGUCUGCAGGAACAUUUGUAUCCAGUGAGCCAUUCUAAUGCUGUCUACUUGAAGUUGGAUUGGGAAACUCGCUUGAGAAUAGCCUUGGAAGCUGCAAAAGGCCUAGAAUAUCUUCAUGAGCAUAUUAAUCCUCCCGUGAUCCACCGAGAUUUCAAGAGCAGCAAUAUCCUCUUGGAUAAGAACUUCCAUACUAAGGUUUCUGAUUUCGGACUGGCAAAAUUGGGACCUGAAAAAGCUGGUGGUCAUGUCUCUACACGAGUUUUGGGGACCCAGGGAUAUGUCGCCCCCGAAUAUGCAUUAACGGGGCACCUGACCACUAAAUCAGAUGUCUAUAGCUAUGGGGUUGUUCUGUUGGAGCUGCUCACCGGCAGAGUUCCUGUCGACAUGAAGAGACCUCCUGGGGAAGGGGUUCUUGUCACUUGGGCAUUGCCUCAGCUGACGGACCGAGACAAGGUUGUCCAGAUUAUGGACCCGAGGCUGGAGGGUCAGUAUUCCCUCAAGGAGGUUGUUCAGGUGGCGGCAAUUGCAGCAAUGUGCGUGCAGCCUGAGGCUGACUACAGGCCGCUCAUGGCCGAUGUUGUGCAAUCCUUGGUCCCUCUCGUGAAGACUCACCGCUUAUCUUCUAAGGUAGGCGCUUCCUCAAGUAGCCUGCACUCCACCAGGUCACCCACUCCACACGAGCCUCACAAGGCAAGCAUAUGAAGCCAAUCAGACCCCUUAUUGAUGUUUCCUCAAGCUAUCCUAAAGUUGGUUGGCAUUCGAAUAUCUCCAUUGGGUAUUAUCAAAUUCCUGCGUCAUUUAUGGGAAAGCUGUAUUUGUGUAUGCCUUAUGCUUAAUCUGGAGGAGAAAACUUAGAAUGUGGUCAUUCUCGUCUAGUCUCAGCUCUAAUCUAACCGGACUUUCUGCAUGAUUAGUAGUUUCGUUUGAUGCCUCUAUUUCUCUACCGUCUCUUGGAAGAAAUUGAAGAAUUGACAGUAAUUCAAGACUUGAAGCUUAUGUAGUGCGGUGCCUCUAUCCUAUUGAUGCCUGAGCUGUUGCCAUUUACAUUCC